AUGAAUAAGCUAAAGCAGCUGGCUCUCGCCUCCAUAACGUUGGGCCGAAAAGCCAUCAUCGUAGGCUUCUCACCUUCCAGUAUCUCCCAGGGCCUGGCCGUACCGCUCCAGAAUGCCACCAAAGAUGAACAAGAAGUCAUGUUACGUCGUUUCAUCGAAGCAAAGCACGAUGAACUGGCGUCGAUCAUGAUUGCAAGUGCUCUUGUCGCAUCACUCGUCGCAGCGCUUCUCUCAUGGCAAUGGUUUCCGAUUCCAGCAUGGACAUGUAAAGUUGCUAUGCUAUGCGCUCUGCUGCACUGUCUCAUCGGCCGUGGUAUCGCAUGCCAGCAAUCCAUUGCUUUGAACAGAGUGACCAUCCAUCCAAAGAGCAACGACAUCAUCCGUCAAGUGCUGCUAGGGCGCUCUUCCUCCAGCCCCAGUGCUACUGAUGUCGGCUUCUGGGUACAUACUUCGUGGCAGAUUCCGACGAUACUGCUCGGCAAUAGCAUUGUUUUCGUGGUCGUCGGAUUGGCGAUCGCUGUCUACACUGCAGCUCGGGAGUCCACGAGCCGGGGAGAUGAGAGCAACACGGCCAUCUGCUUUUCGAUUUCGCUCCUGUUCAGUGCUGGAUGUUACUUUGUGUCCUGGUUGUCGAUCGAGUGGAAGCUGCAGCAAGCACUGCUGGCGGCGUCGUAG
This is a messenger RNA of Zasmidium cellare ATCC 36951, 675 nucleotides long. RefSeq lists its product as uncharacterized. NCBI's taxonomy places the organism in Eukaryota, Fungi, Ascomycota, Dothideomycetes, Mycosphaerellales, Mycosphaerellaceae. The transcript is spliced from 3 exons. The coding region runs from base 1 to 675 and encodes 224 amino acids. The record is from RefSeq and is a predicted model, not a curated record.